Messenger RNA from Xyrichtys novacula (pearly razorfish), 13308 nucleotides. Lineage: Eukaryota; Metazoa; Chordata; Actinopteri; Labriformes; Labridae. The record is from the annotation of a GenBank genome assembly.
GCCUUCAGGAUCGGGUUUAGGAUGCCCGUGUAGUUUCAAACACUUGGGUAAGCCUCAGACUGUGCCCUGUUGGAUUCAUGAAUCUGUGCACCAUUUCUUCAUCGUGUCGGCUGUCACUGUCUUGGACAGGAGGAAGGAAAAGAUCAAACUUUUAACUCAGAUGGGAAUAUAAUUUUUUAUAUGAAUAACAGACUGCUGUGGAUCCUCCCACGGGGACAAAUAAAGCCUUAAUGAUACAAAAGGAUUAUUUAAUACUCAUUCAGCUUUGCUGGAUCUGCUGAGUAGUUUGGAACUGAAGCUAAAGGGGGUCAAAGAGAUCAUGUUUUACAGUAAGGACAGUAGACACCGUCCAGCAGAGGGCGACUCCUCUGGUUAUAACAUCAGUCUCUUAAAUACACAGUCAAUGUCAGUGUCAUUAACUGAAAUGACUCCUUUAACACUUUCACAAAGUUAAACACACUUAGAGGACCCGAUCUACCUGUUAGUCACUAAAGCACAUUUUAAACACUGUGAGGCGUUCAUGUAACCACAGGUAAGAGUGUUUAUCCACCGACACAGGAUGUGGUUUGAAAACUUGGUUUCGUGUUCAGUUUAGAGGAAAGAGUGUGACAACAAAUGAGUUUCUGUUUUUUUGGUUUGUUCUGUAGCUGACUGAAGUCCUGGUUCUCCGUCCUUUCCACUCACAUUACCCGUCAGCUAGAAUUGUUUCUGUAUACGACAUAAAAGACGUCUCUGAAAUUAGUCAUCUUGGUAAUAACACUUAAAUUUCCUGACAUUAAAAAACUGUUUAAGUUACAGUGAGACCUAAACCAGUUUAAAAUCUUCUCUGUGAGGCUGAAGAGUCUCCGAUUGAACUUCCUAACAAUGAAUCAUAAACAGCUCUUAAACUUAUUUAUAGCCUCACUCUGCUGCUAAUAUCAGCCUGGAGCCCUGACUCCUUAUACAGUAUCUGAACCCCGUCAGAGCCAGCGGUCAGCCAACAUGAACCCCCCAGACCCUGUAAUAGAAAAGGUCAACCCUCGGCAUGCGCGCACACACACACACACACACACACGCACACACGCACACACACAGGAGAAAGUAAAAAAAUUACAGUUGAAGUCUGUUCAUUGUGUGUGUGCGUGAGUGUGUGUGUGUGUGUGUGUGUGUGUGUGUGUGUGUGUGUGUGUGUGUGUGUGUAGAUUUCAGUGUGUAUGUGUGUGUGUAGUGUGUGUAGGUGUCAGUUUGUUUGUGUGUGUGUGUGUAGAUUUCAGUGUGUAUGUGUGUGUGUAAGUGUGUGUAGGUGUCAGUUUGUGUGUGUGCCAGCUGCAGACACUGCAGUCUCUUAUUCUAAUCCCUGAGACAAUGUCAGCCAAAAGCAGUUUAUUAAUAACCUUGGGGGGCCCAGAGGGGGAAUAUCUGACAUAUCCUCCCUCUGGCUCUGCCCCCCGUUUAUCCCCAGCAGAGAGACGCUUAUAGACGUUACAGACAGGUGAUGGUGUGAAGUUACAACUCUGCAUUCCUGCCUACUGUUCCUUCUAUUGUCUCGCUCCUCUCAGCUCGUAUCAAAGAAACCCUCUACAAAAACACACGGAGCAUCAGGACAUCUCGAAGGAGGAAAUUCUUUCCAAAACAUGUUUGAUUCCACUUGAAAGUACUUGUAUUUAUCAGGGUAACCAUGUUUCUCCCCUCAAACAUGGAAUGUUGUUCAUCUCAGUCGCAUUCUUUCAGUCAGUGUGAAAAAGUGAAGAGAAAUUCCUGCUGCUGUUAUAUGACACUGAGUCACCUAAAAAACUCGACAGAGCUGCGCAGAGCAUCUUUGAAAACAGGAAACAAGCAGAAGAGAAUAAAAAAAUCUGUAGUUCAAACGUGAACCUGUUUCUUGUGUAUCUGAAGAUGUAACUGACCACUGUAUAUACACAGAAAUAUGAUCCUUUAACCUCAGAGUCUGCUGUGAUUGGCUCUUUGGGGCUACAGUACCAUGCUCAAUGAGAUCCCCCCUCACCUGGUUUAGAUCAGGGCACCGUGGUCACGUUUAUGUUCAUUUUGAUUAUCAUCAGGAAAUGUUUGAAGGUUUUUAAGCUGUGUUGGGAGAGAGAGAUCAGGAAAUACGUAACUCGAUGACUCAAUGCUAUUUGAUAAUUAGCUUGGCUCACCUGCAGCCUCCCUGAUCCAGGGUAACUUUCACCUUAAGGACCAAUACAGAGCUGUGCAGGUGACUUCCUUCACCACUCAACUAUCUGAGACUUCAAAAACAAAAGCAUUGAUUGAAAAAUGUGUUUGUGCAGAGAUUUAAACCUCAAAUCAUUCACCUUAAACACCUCCAAAUGUAUUUAAAUAUUCAUUUUAUAAUGCUGUCAGUGCACACAGGCCUUUAAGGUUUCCUAACCCGCCUAUCCUUUUUAAACUCUGCUCUCUCUCCAAAUAUGGUCAGCUUUAGCUCCAUGAAAUGAGGUUUCUUUGAAUUUUCUUAAAGUGUCUUUGAAUAGUGUUAACGUUCCUGUUUCUGAGCACAUGAUACAUAAACCGCUGAAUAACACUAACAUUAUAGCAGGCGCAGACAGGCAAUAAUAUGUUUGCAUAAAAACAACAAGAAAGCAGACAAGCAGCAGUUUCUUCUAUGCACAAAAAUCUAGACUUACAUACAUGUACAUACAUACAAACACACACACACACAUAGAUACAUAUAUACACAUAGACACACAUACAUGCCACAGUAUACAUAUAUGUAAGUUAGUGUUCACAGAUUUGUCUUUGUUUCAGCCAUAGUUUUGUUUUGAUAUUGAAGGCUUUGGGGUCCUUUAAUGUUUUUAUUUCUAAUGGUAAUUUAUUCCAGAUCUGUGGACCUUUGACUGAGGAGGAAGACGGUUUACAGUCUCCACUGACUGUUCCUCUCAUAGAAACUACUUUAUAUGAGAAUUUUUGGAUCAUUUCGCAAACUAGGUCUGGGGCAAAGCCAUCUACACACUUAAAACCAGUUUAAGAAAUAAGAGAUUUAUGAAACUUUUAAAGCUUGUGUAAAACUAUGCAAUGGUGCCAUCUUUUUUCUUCAUUUAUGUUAUCAAAAGUCGACCUCUGAUGAUCUGAAUCAUGUUUCCUGCCUCCAUGAAAACUUGUGCGGUCAGGGGCGGGGCUUCUUUUGUUCGUAUAUUUCAGACAUCAUGACACAUCACUGCUGUAAGCGUCCAGUUAUCUCUCUGUUUAUAUAUUUAUGACUCAUCAACAGAGAGCCAGAGCUCUGACAUCACUUCCUGACAGUCAGCUGUUCACAUAACUCAUCAGGAUGAGCUUUUUCAUUUCUACUCCUGCUGCAGAAAAACAGUCAGAUUUCAAACUAUUGUAAAAGUCUUUUAUUUUGAAAGGUGUGUUUCCUCCUUUCUUUGAUAACUUAGCAGAUCUUUAAUUUCCUCUCAGAGUUCAAACAUUCAGGACAAAGAUUUUCACAAACCCAUGACAGCAAAUAGAAAAAAUAAGAACAAGGAUUUAUCAUGAAAUUCAGCGAAUCUCAGGAAAAAUUAAACAAGAACGGCAAUGACUAAAUCAACAGUAGAAAACAAGCGACAGGUUAAAAAGAGUCACAGGUGAGACAGAUAACAAUCAAGAUAGCAAUCAAGCUCCUGAGCCUCUGAUUGGUCAGAGUCAUGCUGCACCUGUGACACACCCUUAAUAAUACAGGAGUAAACACCUCGUCUCACACCUGCUGCCUCCUUUAAAGUAACGAUGUUCAAUCAGCAACACCUGGUCAGCAUCAUUCAAUCAUCUCUUCUUCUUUCUGUGUUCACAAAAAUGAAGUUAUUACCAAGUGAAUUUCAUGUGAAGUUUGGAGAGGUGCAACACAAAUGGUGCAAAUUCAGCAAGGUGUUCACAGGUGGGUUCAUACAACAGACCACUCUGAUCAUUUCAGUUAAAAAUUCCUGAACUCACUCACGUCUCAACAGCCAAUCAGUAAAGCGAUACCUUUGUGGUGUACAUCAUUCAUCUGACAGGUAAAGCUCGGGGUAGCUGCACAUCAGAUCACCAUCCUCCGCCAGUUUCUAUGGAAACAGGAACAAAAAGGAGUUGGCUGUGAGGACAGUGAGGAGAUUAUCCUGAAACUUCAAUCAUGUUUAAUGUAAAUGGACCGAAUAGACGUGAGGAAAUCUUGGGCUCUCUGGGGUAAAUUUACAUCUCUAUGUAAGACACACAAAUGGAGCAUGUUAGCUAGCAUGGAGCUAUAAACUAUAAGCUAUAAACAUAGAAAACAAUCAAACAAAUCUGACACAGAUUCCUGUUCUAGUUUCUACAGUAAUAUCAGACAACAUGGACCCGGUGGGAUUUCUUGGUUACUGCAUCAAAGAUUUUCACUCCUGUUUCCAUUCCUAUUGACAGACAUCAGCAUUUGAUCAUCGGUAAUCCAGCAUCACAUCUCCUCCAUGAACUCUGUUGGUUCAGAGUUUAGAGAGCUCUGCUUUAAAGGGCAACAGCUGUAGUUUAACAGCACAGAGGACAUGACAGUGGGUUAGAUUAAGUACAGGAACUUUAAAUCACGAUGAAUAUCUGUGAGUGUUGCAAACUUUGUUGGGUGAAACACAGGGAAGUCAGACCUGAGCUCAAACUCUCAGAGAAUAGUCGCAAAAGUCAGAAACAUCUCUUCAGAGCUGCUUUAAAGCUCCUCUUGAGUUAUGAUGGUGUGGGAUGAAGGAGGGUGCAGCCAUGAGGGGCUCAGAGGUGGGGUUUCCUCCCCCUACUCCCCCUCCUCUGUCAUAUAAAUGUCCUCCCUCCCCACCUCAUCGUCUCCACCGUCUGUCAGGCUCUCUCUUGCUCAGGUCAGCUGUCCGUCCUCCACCGUUUGUCUUCUCCUCUUCUCUCUUCCUGUGCUGCUACAGAGGCCCAUUAACCCUCAGCCAAGAUGGAGGCCAUCAAGAAGAAGAUGUUGAUGCUUAAGCUGGACAAGGAGAACGCCCUGGACCAGGCGGAGCAGGCGGAGGCCGACAAGAAGGCGGCAGAGGACAGGAGCAAACAGGUGAGGAGCUCAGGUGUGAACGCUGUCACCUGUGAGUUAUGAGACAAAGUGAGUCUGUUUGUGUUUGAAGGUGCCUCAUGGUUUUUAAUCUGAGUGUAUUUCACCAUCAUGGUCAAAGUCCUGAAAAAGGAGCAAUGAUGGGGUCUGGAACUGGGAUCUGAACCUGUCAGAAGACCUGAUGUGACCUGGAGAAAGCCUGGCUUAUUUUUAACCAAUAAGAGACUUGGACUUCUAUUUUUGACUCACUCCAUGAUGUUCCAUCUUUUCAUAGACCACAUUCACAGGAUGGACAUUUUUCUCUGACGUCAUAGUCAGGGUGGGACGCUUCAACAGCGUUGGCGUAAUCCUGCUUCAUAUCCGGUUUCAGUAAAAAUGAGACCAAACAUCUUUAACAUGAGCGGACUGAAAAGUUAGUUAGCAUCAAAACACGGCUGAUGUCAGCAUCCACACAUGACCUUUACCAACAUUGGAGAGUCCCAUAACAGGAAGAGAAAUUAUAACCGAUCAUAGAAAACCUUUGGAUGUAUUUAAGCUAACGGCACAUUAGCCGAGCGGCUCUGUCCGUUUGGUUCAGUUUGACCGUAGCGUUAGCGUGAGCUUUUAAUGGGUGUUGUAACUGAUGUUUUUUAUCAGCCGAAUAAUCUUGAGGUUUAUGAAUGGCCUUAUGGAUUUUUUUUAAUUCACAUUAGUUUGUUUAAAAAAGUGACAUUAACGUUGGAUGCAGACAUGAGCUCUGUCGAACUCUUCUCUUCAAAUUAGUUUUUGAAAACUUUUUUUUUUUCAUUUUCUGUGGGGUUUGGCACUUUUAUCAGCUCAUGUGUGGACUUUUAUUUUUGAGGAAAGUGCUGGUUCACAGACUUCCUUAAAUAACGCUCAAAGUUCCCCCUGAGACUGACAUCCCUGAAAAAUGAUCGUAGUUUGGUGUCCUGAACUCUGAUUUUGACAUGUGAUGUUAUAAAACACAGUUCUUGCUCACAGUGGAAAAUAAAACUGAAAUUCUGAUUGAAUAAAAUUCAGAGGAAAAGUUCUUUAUUUUUUUAUUUUGUAGAAACCAAACUCACAGGUAUAAAACCUGCACCUUCGUUCACCUUUGUGCCCAGACAUAACUUCCCCAGAUUGGUUCCUGAUCUGCAGGUUCAGAAACUAAGUGACUGGGCCUGUCUGGUCUCUAAUUCUCACAGGCGUGUUUGUCAGGCAAUAAACAUCGUACAGAUGUAGACGACGAUGAACAGGCAUGUCUUUAAAACUUUCUGCAGUUGUUGCUCCUGUUGCUGCAUUCACUGUCACGCCCCUCUGCCUCGACACUGCCCCCUAAUGUUCAUGUGCAUACUACCGCCUGCUUGGUUUUCAUUUCUGAGGAUGUGCUCCAAAUUAACCCUGUGUGGCAGCUGUCCUGCAUUCCUGUCAGUGAAGUCAACACCAUGUACAUCUCCAGCCUCAGCUCUGAGCUUCAGCAUGACUCGUGCUGGUUUAAGUUCUUCUUGCCAGCAAGCUGACUCGGGGUAAAGUAAACUUCAUCCAGCCAAGCUGUAACGGAGCUGAAGGUCUUCAGUAUUUAUACCAGUGAAGACAUGGAGAUAUGCAAACUCUGUCACCAUGGCAGGAGGGCAAGAAAUCAAGACCUCUGAGACAUUUGGACCACCAGUCUACGGAUUAUCACUGAGAGGUUAGAUCACCCACCAACAAUGUGGGUGGACAAACAGACAUAACGACCGUGGUUCAUUCUGCUGCUCUGAGAUCAGGCCUAACGGCUCUGCUCCAGUAGCUCAUUUCACACCAACACCGGUGUCAUGGACGAAACAGAUCAGUAAGAAAAGGGCAGACAGUCCGGAUGGAUGUGUUACAGGGUUAGAGUGUCACCAAAAAAAAAAGUCAGCAGAAUUAGAUUUUAUUAAAGCAUGUCGAGGACAACAUAAAUGAUGACUGAUUUGUCCACAGGGGGCGCCAAAUCUGACACAAACCAAAAGUUCCUUACAAGAGCUUUAAGGCACAACGGGCCAUUUUAUAAUAUUUUGUAAGUAAAUUACAGAAAUCAUGACAUCUUAUGAUACAUUAGAUGAAUUUUCCUUUUUUUUUUUACAUCUGGAUAAAGAUGAAGAUAUGAGAUGUGAUUAAAAAAACAGAAUUUAAAAGAUGCAGUUGUUAAAAUUGAGUAAAGAUAUAAUACAUUUUAAACCAUUAAAUACAUCUAACUGCUUAUGAUACUUUAUAAACGUUGUUAUAAGAUGUAAUAAAUUAUUAUCACUUAUAAGGAUCGCAACAAAGCCUUAUAGAUGUGUUUUAAAAGAGCUAAAGACACAUCAAAAAGUUGGUCAUAGUUACCAAAAACUCCUCACAGGAGCUUUAAAAACGAAGUUUAAUGUAUUCUCAGUUUUAAAGCCCCAAGUCUCACAUUUUUAAAUGUAAACUGGUUUUAGAGUAACUGAAGGUCUGGAUAAUGAAAAUGUUUCUUCUUUGAAAAAGGUCCAGAAGGUUUAUAAUCCUGACUCUUUUCUAACAACACUCAAAAAACCUGUACAUGCCUUCAAACUAUCACCUUUACUGCAGUGAGAUUCUGUGCCUCCAAAUUUAACAUCAUCAGUUCAUCAAAUCUAUUUCACAGUUUCACUCAAACUCUGUUUUCAGAGUGACACAUUGACUUGAACAGCUUGAUGAAUCUUAGCAGUAAGUUUGUCUCUGUUAUAAACUGUAAUGGGUCUAUUUGAGCAGGAGUUAUGAUCAGACCUGCUUUAAAGAGCAGUAAGGCCUAUCAGUGUCGCUUCAUUAAACUGAAUCUUUGUAACAGUGAUUUUUCUGUCCUCCCCACCCUCAGCAUGAAGACGAGCUCCUGCAGAUGCAGAAGAAGCUGAAGGGGACAGAGGAUGAGCUGGACAAAUACUCUGAGGCUUUGAAGGAUGCUCAGGAGAAGUUGGAGGUGGCCGACAAGAAGGCUGCUGACGUGAGUAACCCCCUCAUCCAUGUUGUAGCACCGUUACUAUCUCUGCUCCUCCACAGCAUCAGCCCAGAACAGAGUCUGUGCUCCUCUCUGGGAGUCAGAAAACUGCUCCUUCCUUUAAUAACUCUGUAACCGGGCAGAGGAGACAGCAGCCCUGGCCCACAGAUCCGUCUUCUCGCUGUGAUAAAAGCCGUGAUGCUGUCCUGUAAACCAAUCCGUCUGAUUCCCUCCUCAUUCCAUUCUCCACAUGCCCGCCGCGGACCCUCACAGCUGUCGGGGAUUCAUGUCCCUCUUUAUCCAUGAUGUCAGUCCUCAGACCUCACUGUGAGAUUAACAAUGGUCAGAGUCCAUUUUAGGAGCAUCAUCUGUUCCCUCAGGUCACUGUAUGAAACCGUCAGAACUCAUUUAAACACGCUACCUUGAAACUCUACUAAUGCUCUCACUUACUGUUUCAGCCUAUAUUCAGUCACUUAUUAUAAUUAAAGGGAUAGUUCUGUGUUUUUGCAGUGUAAUUAUAUGAGUUAAGUGUCUUUAGUUAGUGUUUUAGCCAUAAUGGACGUCAGUGAGCUCCGCCCCUUUAAUGAGAAACUGAAGAGAGAGCCGGCACGCAAGCUAGGCUACAGUUUUCUGCGGAUGUUUGCACUCUGACAUGUGAUUCAGAGACCUUGAAAACCCUUACAGACACAGAGAGUUUGAUCUUACCUGCACCAUCACUCACAGACCGUCAUCAUAGUGUUCUCUUUGCAGCCUCAGGCGUCAUAAAUGUUCACUGAGGGCACAGAGAGGAUGUGGGGCUGAUGUUCAAAACUAAAAUCAGUCAUUUAUUUACUGCUACGUCAUUCAUGUCAAGGGAAAGUUCACUGUUUCUGCAGUUUGGUUGUAUGAGUAGGUUAGGUUAGGGUAGGAUAGGAUAUCCUCCUAAUCUUAGUUUCAAUCUGUCUCACUGUGUCUGUCUGUGUCUUUGUCUCUGUAUCUCUGUGUCUUUGUCUUUGUAUCUUUGUGUCUUUGCCUCUUUGUCUGUCUCUUCAGGCUGAGGCCGAGGUGGCAUCUCUGAACAGGAGGAUCCAGCUGGUGGAGGAGGAGUUGGACAGAGCUCAGGAGAGGCUGGCAACAGCUCUGCAGAAACUGGAGGAGGCAGAGAAAGCUGCAGACGAGAGCGAGAGGUGACGUCUCUCUGUGUUACAAACACCUGUAAAAAUAUCUUCACCUGAGGGGAGACGAAAGGUAGAGCUGUGGAGGUUGAUCUUUAAAGCUUUAGAUCUAGUGUUAUACUAUACUGCAGCAGCCUGCUCUGAGGCACCUGAGAUCAAACCUGAAACUGAUGUGUCAGAGUUCUGGACACACCUGAGCAUCACUGCAGUGUGCUGGGAAACCACCAGGGGGCAGAGUGAUACCCUGAGAGAACGACCUAACAGACAGAGGAGCAGGACAAACACUAGGAAACCUGCAGCAGGUCAAAGAGGUCAAAGAUGCUCUGAAGGAUUAGAUGUGUCACUAUUAUAUCAGACCCGCUAAAUGAACUGUCUGCAGGGUAAAUGAAAACAGCUUUAACCCUUUGAUAACCUGUAAUAAAACUGUUUUAAUAAGAAAAGUCAUUUAAAGCUCCUGUGAGGAUUUUUUACUUUGUUUUGGUUUUGGGUUUGUUUCAGUCUGUCAUUAGAAAAAACGUCUCCACCUCCUGUCUGUAGUUUAACUGUUUUUAUCAGAAUAUUAAAGCACAAUUUUUAUAUCUGUGUGUGUGUGUGUCCGUGCACUCAGAGGAAUGAAGGUGAUUGAGAACCGGGCUCUGAAGGACGAGGAGAAGAUGGAGCUGCAGGAGAUCCAGCUGAAAGAGGCCAAACACAUCGCAGAGGAGGCUGACCGCAAAUACGAGGAGGUGACAGAGAAUGUGCAGCUGUGAUUGGUCCACAGCCCAGCAGCUGUGGUUUAAUGCACAGGGAAGUAUGACGCCUGAGUUCAUCUCAUGUAUCUGUAAACUGUUUGAGUCCAGGUGGCCCGUAAGCUGGUGAUCGUAGAAGGAGAGCUGGAGCGCACAGAAGAGAGGGCAGAGCUCGCAGAGGCGUGAGUGUCUCUAAGUUUCUUAUCUUCAAACUUUAACAGCUGACUUUUUUCUGUGUUUAACAGGCUAUUUUUACCCUCUAUAUUGUCCUCACUAACUUGGGCUCUCCCUCUCUCUCUGAAAUCAAACAGUAAGUGUGCAGAACUGGAGGAGGAGCUGAAGAACGUCACCAACAACCUGAAGUCCCUGGAGGCUCAGGCAGAAAAGGUACAGAAGUCUUUAUUGAUGAUUUACUGCAGAAAUACAGUCUCCUGUCAGACAUCACUGAGGGCACACAGCCCUCUAAAGGAUGCUAAUUUAUCUGCACACACUCAUAGAUUAAAGCUGAAUCUGACCACAGAUCAGUCCUGAACAGUUGAGAUCGUCUCUGCUGUCAUCAGAUCUAAGUUUAUGUGUUUUCUCUCCUCAGUACUCUCAAAAAGAAGACAAAUAUGAAGAGGAGAUCAAGAUCCUCACCGACAAACUCAAAGAGGUGAGUAGGAGUUGAUAUAUAUUCAAAGUCAUCAGGACAACAUAAGACAUUUUCGGGUUUUUGUUUGACUGUUUUUCUAGUGAGAUGUUAAAGUCAUGUUUUUUUCCUCUCAGGCUGAGACUCGAGCAGAGUUUGCAGAGAGAUCUGUGGCCAAGCUGGAGAAGACCAUCGAUGACCUGGAGGGUACGACAGAAAUUGAAUGACUUAAUUAUAAGAACCUUUAUAACCUAAUAUCAUAAUUAGCUUUUUCAUGGGCAUUGCAAUCCACUACUGCACAUACUUGUUCCACGAUCAUCCUCUCUACUUCUCCGAGUCUGGCCUGCAUAGCAGAGGGGGCGGAGCUUUGAGUUGCAGUGUAGGAAAUCCCACUGUGUCUGAACCUGCUGUUUUAGUCUGCCAUAGGUUCACAGCAAUUUGAAUGCAGAAAUACUCAGAAAUGCAAUUUUGCACUAACUUUUCUCAUGAUAUGUCCUGUAGCAUCAGAAAAAUGCCAUGAUUUUCAUCAGAGUGGGUCUUUAACCCCGACACUCUCUCUUGUGUUUGUGAUCAGAUGAGCUGUAUGCACAGAAACUGAAGUACAAAGCCAUCAGCGAGGAGCUGGACCACGCCCUCAACGACAUGACCUCCAUGUGAGUCCUGCCGCCUCAGAAAGAGGCUUUUACACCUGCAUAUAUACAUUCAUAUGUGUGUGUUUUGUGCGUUUGUGUGUGUUUGCUUAAUAUGGCUCAGAAAGCAGCUUUUCAUGUCCUGUUCUUUGUGCUUUAUAUAGUGAUUAACAUUGUUGAAGAGAAGAUGGUCUAUAGGUUUUGAGCAGAAACAUCGUGAAGCUGAAUUACAAGAGAAAAGGUGUGAAGUGGAAACAGACUUUGACUUGGUGUGAUAACGACCACCUUAAAGAGAAUUACCAAAUCUUCAUAUUUAUGUUUACUUUGUUAUUGAUGAAAAAAAAGGUUUUAAAGGUCUGCAGCAGAUUUCUGCAUCCUGCAACAGUAAACUCUGACAGUGAAAGUCUGAUAUGACAGUUUAGGAUGUUAGUGGUCAGUGCAAUUUUAUACUUUUAAGAUGUUAUUUUCGUGAACAUCUCUGUGGAAGCCUUUAAAGCUCACACUCCAGGCCAGCGUCAAUGUCAUGUUAUAGUCUUUUGUUCACAAAUUUGUUUUAUAUCCUGUCCUGUUGUGCUGUGUCAUGUCCUCUCUAAUCAUGUUGUAUUGAACAGAAUCUGAAAUGAUCAGACUCAAAGCAGGUAAAUGUAGAGAGUGCUGCAGACCAACACACACAUUUGUACUCUGACAGUCAGGUCAGAAAUCUGCUCAGUUUUAUCUGUUAGAGCCUGUUUAUAAAACACCAUGUUUUCACUGAGGGGCCCUUUGGACCAAAAUUCAAUAUUCAGAGAGUCUGCUAACAGACAUACAGAUUUAAACAAAGAUUUUAACUAUUUUAGGAAGUAAAAAAGUUUCAAAAUUCAGCCCGAGGAAGUACAGUUUUACUGCAAACAUAUAUGUGUGUGUUUAUGUGCAAUUUUUUGUGUAUCUAUACAAAUGUGUGUGUAUUUAUGUGUACACAAAUGCAUUUGUAUAUAUUUGGUGUAUACAUAUAUGUUUGUGUUUGUAUUGUGUGUACACUAUUAGAAGUUGUUUAUUUAGUCACUAAAUUGUAGUCAUUUAGCUUAUUUGUCAGCCUGUGUUUUGAUUUAUUAUUAUUAUUAUUAUUAUUAUUAUUAUUAUUAUUAUUAUUAUUAUUAUUAUUAUUAUUGUCAUUAUCAUGGUUAUUGUUUUGUUGUUGUUGUUGUUGUUGUUUUGUUGUUGUUGUUAUUGUUAUGUUGUUUGCUAUCUUUGUAAAGGGGUCGGGGGGCUGUGUUUUUUAUCCGUUUACAAGUAUCUGUGUCUAAACUACUGCUGACAAAUAUGUGCAUGUUUACUACUUUAUAUGCUUGUAUAUAUAUAUAUAUAUAUAUAGAUAGAUAGAUAGAUAGAUAGAUAGAUAGAUAGAUAGAUAGAUAGAUAGAUAGAUAGAUAGAUAGAUAGAUAUCUGUGUGUGUGUAUGUGUGUGUAUAUGUGUAUAUAGUGUAUAUAUACAUAUAUACUGUAUGUACAUAUAUGUGUGUGUGUGUAUAGAUAUAUAUGUACAUAUACAGUAUGUUUGUGUGUGUACAUAUAUGUAUGGAAGUAUAUUAACAUACACUUGACAUGUUCAUUUGUGUUUGUUUGUGUUGAUAAUAAUGACACUAAUUUAUAGUGAAAUUAUCAUAAUUAUCAUUACAGUAAUAUCACUUUAACACUUCUAAGUAUCAGAUUGUCACAUUCACUUGAGUGUCUUUGUAAAGGGUCAUCCAGUGUCCUCUUAUGAAGUUGUGCACUGUCUUGUCCUGCAGUGUAGUAUGAUGUGUUGUGUGUAAUUGUGUGUAGUUGUGUAGUUGUGGGUAGUUUUGUGUAAUGUUGUGUCAGUCCUGCACUGAUUUGCCGUUCCGUCGGAUGACACACUAAUCUGAGUCUGUUUUUAACAUGACCUUUCAGAGACUUUAGUUCAGACUCUGUAAAAACAGUAAAAUUCUUUUUUGUUUGUGUGUUUGUUUGUCUCCAGGAGUCCAGCACCUUUUCUCUGGGUCUCAUUAACACUUUCAAUCCUCUCUGUCUUUUUGUGUUUUCAGCUAAACGCCCAGAAUCUCCUCAUCCUGUUAGAGACACUGUUGGACAUCAUCUGACCUCAGUCUGUCCUCUGUCUCCUCUGUCCUGUCUCCUCUGUCCCCUAUGUCCUCUAUCCCCUCUGUCCUGUCUCUUUGGUCUGUCAGUAUCACUCAUUGAGUCUCUUAUUUAUGGUUUUUCUGCGUCAGGCUACUUUCGUCUGAUUUCUCUCGUUCUUCU